AUGGGGUUACAUAAGGAAGGAAGGCACUCUGAGGCCUACUGUGCCCUUGGAGUUGUGUCGCUGGAGUACCCGUGUGUGAAGCCGCGGAUACUGAGUUCCCGGGCCUUGGCCAGUGUCCAACAGGCAGCCCUGACCCUCGCCUCAGGUUCCUUUGCUGAUGGGGAAGCAGGGAAGGAGCCCUCUCCCUCCACCCUGGGGGUCUCCCUGCACCCUGGGGGUCAGCCCUUACGUUACCCAACCAUCAUGAGCCGGCAGGUCUGCACCAUCCUGAUUGUUCUGGCAUGGAUAGGGUCUUUUAUACAUUCUAUAGCCCAGAUUAUCCUGGCCUUGAGAUUGCCUUUCUGUGGACCCAAUUUGAUUGAUCAUUACUGCUGUGAUUUGCAGCCCUUACUGAAACUUGCUUGCAUGGACACGCAUGUGAUCAACACGCUGUUGGUGUCUAACAGCGGGGCCAUUUGCUCAAGCAGUUUUGUGAUACUGAUGAUCUCAUACAUUGUCAUCUUGCAUUCACUGCGAAACCACAGUGCAGAAGGGAGGAAAAAAGCUCUCUCUACUUGCACUUCCCACAUCAUCGUAGUAGUCUUAUUCUUUGGUCCAUGUAUAUUUAUAUAUACACGCCCCCCAACCACUUUCCCCAUGGACAAGAUGGUGGCUGUAUUUUAUACUAUUGGGACACCUUUUCUCAACCCACUCAUCUACACACUGAGAAACGCAGAAGUGAAAAAUGCCAUGAGAAAGCUAUGGCAUAUCAAAAUUACCUCUGGAAGCAAAUGA
This is a messenger RNA of Suricata suricatta (meerkat), 774 nucleotides long. RefSeq names its product olfactory receptor 4C11-like. Gene Ontology annotation, biological process: G protein-coupled receptor signaling pathway. Gene Ontology annotation, cellular component: membrane. The transcript is spliced from 3 exons. The coding region runs from base 1 to 774 and encodes 257 amino acids. Gene Ontology annotation, molecular function: olfactory receptor activity. NCBI's taxonomy places the organism in Eukaryota, Metazoa, Chordata, Mammalia, Carnivora, Herpestidae. The record is from RefSeq and is a predicted model, not a curated record.